Puccinia triticina is the source of this 216-nucleotide messenger RNA. RefSeq lists its product as uncharacterized. Lineage: Eukaryota; Fungi; Basidiomycota; Pucciniomycetes; Pucciniales; Pucciniaceae. The coding region runs from base 1 to 216 and encodes 71 amino acids. The record is from RefSeq and is a predicted model, not a curated record. The transcript is spliced from 3 exons.
AUGGCGGUGUUGCACGAUCUUCCCCGUGUGCUUGUAACCGCCAGUCUGGCAAACCCGGUUCCGGCCGGCCUCAAUGCUAGAGAAGGGCUGGGCGGCCGGCGCCGGCUCCAACGUAAGAUUCCCAAGGCGGGAAGUUCGCUUAAGCUUGCCAUCUUGUUGAAUCGAACGGACGAUCGAUCCUACGACGCAGAACGAACCACCAAUCUAGCAGCUUGA